This is a messenger RNA of Puntigrus tetrazona (Sumatra barb), 7006 nucleotides long. RefSeq lists its product as uncharacterized. NCBI's taxonomy places the organism in Eukaryota, Metazoa, Chordata, Actinopteri, Cypriniformes, Cyprinidae. The transcript is spliced from 11 exons. The record is from RefSeq and is a predicted model, not a curated record. Gene Ontology annotation, molecular function: protein binding. Bases 479 to 6490 code for a protein of 2003 amino acids.
GAGAGAGAGAGAGAGAGAGAGAGAGAGAGAGAGAGAGAGAGAGCUCUGUGUUGAAUGUCGCCGUGUUUCUUUCAAGUCAUUCUCUGUCAACACGCGUUUCUCCGCCGCUGUUUUUUCGCGAAGUCAAUCAGAUUUUCCUUCGCGACGCUGCAAAACAGCCGCGAUUCGGGUUGCGAACGUAUUUACUGACAAAUCGCUUCGCACUGGAACUAUGAGCUUUAGCGGUCAGCGGGAGAAAGAGCGGCGGCUGCCCGGCUCAGGCGAGCCCUCCCCGGUGUGAGAGUCAAAUCGAGGCCGCCGUCGCUGCGGCCUAGUGCGGGCGGUUUAAUGUUUCACACGACAACGCAGAACAGCGCUCCGUGUCCAUCAGGAACAGGAAUGGCCUCUUGUUAUGACAGAUUGAUGUUGAUUGACAGAUGAUGCUGGAGGUAACGUUACCUGUGCAGGUGAGCGAGGCCCUCAGCUUCAGGGCAGGAGAAUGAAGCUUCAUUCGGACUCGUGCGAGAACGCACACGCGUGUGAAUCCGUGUCGCACGCCUCCCCGGACAUGAACCCGAACCUCCGCUUGACCUUGGCCUCCUGCAACGGUUCGACUGACCAAUCGGGGCCGGAGAAUCUCGCGGCACGCUGUGACGAAACCUCGGCGGACGACGAGGACGAUCUCACGCCCGAGCUCCAGCAGGCCUACAGGAUAUUUCAGAGCUUCCUCUCAGAGAAGCACAAGUCUAUCACGGCCCCGUUCUGGCGUCCCGUGGGCCCCGGGGACCACGGCGAGAUGUGCUUCAGAAAGAUGGAUGAUAAGUUCGUGAAUCGCGAGUACGAGUCCAUCACGGCGUUCGUGGCAGAUUUCAGACUGAUGCUAGAGAACUGUUACCGCUUUCACGGCGUCGAUCACUGGAUCUCCAGACAGGCCCAGAAACUGGAGACCAUUCUGGAGCAGAAGCUGACCUUGUUGUCCAGGACGCUGCGGGAGAAGACCUCGCUGGCCGUGACCUCCCGAGGCCGGUUCGGGACGGAGGAUGAGAAAGCGGCGGUCGGCUCGUCGUCCAGACGGCGGUCAGUUCCUCGGAGUCUGGCCAGCAGCGAGUCCGUCAUGGUGCAGGCGCUGAGACUGGAGGAGCUGCAGAGAGCCAAAGACGAGAAGAGGCAGCGGGAGCAGGAGCGUAAGGAGGCAGAGGAGGCCUCGGUGAAGGAGCUGGACGACUGGGAGAGCUCCUUGCUGUCUCUGGCCGAGCCGUGUCCGCUCUGGACUCUGUGGGAACUUCCUGCCAUCGGUCACUUCCUGUGCCUGGCUCAGACGGCGCUCCACCUCCCCGAGAUCGUCUUCUACGAGCUGGAGCGCUGUCUUCUGAUGCCUCGCUGCAGCUCGUUCCUGGCUAAGAUCAUGACGGCGCUGCUCUGUCCACCGCAGAAGAGAUCCAGCGUCCAGCGUCGUCCGCCGCUGACCUACAGAGAGUGGGAGAGAGAGCUGCGCCGCCGCGUCCAGAGCUGGUACAGAGCGGUCGGCCAGGCCGAGGAGCCACGGCAGGCGGCGCGUGCCGAACGCCUCGGGCUCUGUCCUCAGUUCUUCUGGACGCUGGGAGCGGUCAGUCCUCUGGAGGAGACGGCCUUCCACCUGCUGCCCGUCCAGCAGCGCGUCUGGCUCCUCAAGGGCCUCUGCGAUCACGUCUAUGAGACUCAGAAGGAGGUUCAGGACGCCGUUCUCGCGCAGCCCAUCCACGAGUGCCGUGAGUCCAUCCUGGGCUACGACGGUCAGGACAACGCUUACAUCCACUUCCCUCACUUCUGCGGCGCUGACCUGAGGAUCUACAGCCAGAGCCCCUGCGGAGCCGUCCCGUUCCCGCUGCCGCUGAUCCACGUCCAGAGACCCCCGGAGCCCGAGGAGUCCGAGCUCAAGGACCACACAGUAGAUCUCAUGGAGUUUGAGAAGGAUCUGUGUGUGUCUGCAGAUGAAGUGAAGGUAGAGGAGGAAAGCUCCAGCAGGACGGAGCUGAACACAUGGGAAGUGAAAGAAGACUCUCUCGCUGACGGAGAGGAUCUGGAUCAGAAGUGCUCCUCCGGCGCUCCCUCGUGGUGCAGAGAAGAUUCUCUGGACUCUGUAAGCGUCCGAGGACAGUUAACGGAGGACAAACGGCUCAAAGACGAGGAGGAUGAGGAGUGUGACGGCGAGCCGUGUUUCAGAGUCGGAGACAGCUGUUAUAAAGGGGUCUCGCCGGCUCUGAACACUCACAGAAGUCCUAGAUGUGAAGUGAAUCACUCGAGCGCCGAGGAUUGUUCUGGAGAAUCACAGGAAUCUCUGACUUUCUGGACCGAAGACACGCGCUUGAGACGGGUCGAACCCGGGCCGACGCGAGCCCAGAAGAAGAAGAGGAAAAAGAAGAAAGAGAGGAAGUUUGCACUGAAGAAAACAAAGAUGAACAAACUGAGCUUGAAGAACCAAACGGCCAGAAGCAGCCUACAGAGAGCCGCCAAAAACAUCAAGAAGAAGGACAAGAGGAAGAGACUCAAACCCGGAAAGCGGUUUGAUGGGAAGGCGAUGUUCGUGAGGAGACCGUCAGAAUCUGCUCCGCUCUCGGCCGAACCCUCCUUUAAGUUGGUUUGCUCCAGUCUGGCUGAUCUCAGAGUGCUGAUCAGUAAAAUAGAAGAUCAACUAGAUGAACUGGACGGCCAAAAGAGAUCUGGACGAUGGCCACACAAAAGAGCCGCUGUGAAAGAGUUGCACAUCACACUUAUAAGGUUGCUUAAUGAGCUGUUACCAUGGGAACCUAAACUCGUCAAGGCCUUUCAGAGGAACAGAGCUCGCUUGAAGAAGGAGUGUGACGAGUUCAAAAAACACCCUGAAUAUGAGAACUUUAUCAGGGAGCAGAUGGAUACAGAAGAUACAGGAGAAGUUGUGUGCAAAGAUGAAUUGUUUUCUGCAGAGACAACAAACAAACUUGAAGAGAGUGAAGUCAAAAUGGGCAAAACUAUGAAGGAAGACUCUGCGACAACAGAGAAUGUUAAUCAUGAAUCAAGAUGCCUAGUGAACAGACCUGAUGUUGUCAUGCAUUCGUCAGAGUCUGGACCCUUCACACGCAGUUCAAAGCGACGCCAAACUGGUGUGAUCUGUGAAGAACUGAGUCCAUGCAAGAAAGGCAAAAUAGACCCAGAGAGCUCUUUAUCAUCUGAUUUCAAUGUGGAAGUUGCAUCCAGGGAACAAGCAACAGUGAACCCACAAGCAUCAGUGUUGCCAGAGGCUAUGAGUAGCUUUCAGGGGACUUGCAAACCCAUCCAGGCUUUGCUGGCUAAGAGUGUUGGAAACAAAGUGACCUUAAUAAGUCAUCCGAAGGCUGCAGUGAUGGCUCAGGCACUGCGGGAUCAUAACAAAUCAGCAUCGGUAACUCUCCAAUUAUCAACUACCUGUCCAUCUACGCAACACUCUGAACCUGUCUCUACAGAAACAAUAACGGCGACAUCUGCAACCGAAAGCACUGGACAGGUGGUGUAUAAGACGGCAGGAGGCGUGGGGUUUCUCAGGCAAGGAAGUACUUCUGUAAACCUUUCAGUGCAAUCAAUAUCGGAUCAAAAAUCAGGGCCGAAGGCGAUGCAACAAGUUGUUAUCCUGCCUUCAAAUCUACUGAUUCAAAGCACUGAGAAUAAGGCAGCCCAGAACUCUUUAUCUGUCCCUAAGACUGCAACAUACAUGUCCAAUGUUUCAGGGUUCACUAUACCGGAAAACAAGGUUCCUAUCCAGCCUGUAGCACCUUUGAAAGAUACCAGUGCUGUAAGAACACCGGCCGCUGUAGUUACUCCCAGUUUAAGGAACUUAUCGACUGUCGGUGUGCCUAAAAAGACUACUGAACCAAAGGUGGCCCUGAACAAAUCAGCAAGCAGUGGUCUCACCAAAUCUGAUGCUAAACAGGAGCUCAGGACAGUGUGCAUUCGAGAUUCGCAGUCUAUUCUUGUCACUACAAGAGGAGGCAACACAGGAGUAGUGAAGGUUCAGACGUCAGAAAGUGGAACAGGGGCUUUGCCACCCAGCCCAGUUUUUAACAUUGCACCCCAACUUCAUGCCUUUCUGGUGUCAAAGUCUUCCACGUCUAAUACACAAGCUGUUUCGGCCAGCCUUGCUGCUAAAUCUCUACCUGGAGUCACUCCUCAGUCUACUUUCGUGGCAGGGACUGUCACUCCUUUAACCUUGAAUCAGAUUUCCAAUAACGUCACUACAGGCAAACUAGCAAUCUCUGGUAAAUCCACACUCCUGGCUGCAAGCAAAGGCAGUGAUAGUGUCCUUAAAACUGCAAAGAAUGUCCAAGAUGCGCAGAAUAUGGUCUCUACAUGUGGAAUGAAGCCGCCACAAAAAAGGGCUCCAUCUGGAAGCACAGCUACAGACCAGUCGACUUUCCAAAAGGUUUUCCUGGUCACACCUACACCAAAUAUCCCUUCAAAGGUCACUACUACUAUAGCAACCUGUGCUGUGCCAGGAUCAAGGGUCAUGUUCUUAAGCAACUCAGCACUUACCAUUCCAAAAGAGCCGUCAACUUCAGGGGUUAACAUUUCCUCUACUAGUACACCAGCGCUGAAGGUCGUUCCCAACUUGGGGACCUUAUCCAGCACUUCUUCUGGUACAAGCAUCCAGAGCAUCGGUGUCCCAGGGUUAACAUCAAGAAUACUUGCCACAAACAAAAAACCUGAAGCCUCAACAAAAAAUACAUCUGGGAUCGUCUCCAGAGUACCUGUGACUUCAAGCCCAAGUGGACUCCAGAUUGGUCCAAAAAGCUGUUUGGUUGCAAGCAGAAAUGUGUCAGGGAAUACCGAAAGCGCUUUAAAAGUUCCUCAGACUUUUGACGGUAAAACGCUCACGUUUUCAACUCUAGGCACCGGCCACAUGGCUUCCUCUGCACUUUUGUCAGUCGUGAAACCAGAUGUACCUCCAUCAGUUUCCACGUUAAAUGCUCUUCACUGUAAACCAGGGUUAUCAGCUGGCAGCUCUACUUCAAAUACAUCUUCCUCUCAUUCAGGAAGCCUUAUUACCAAACACACUACGUUACCAAUUAAUGUGACUGCUAACAAGCUAGUGAACACAUCCCUUUGCACUUCACACUCACUGAUUAAUACAGCAGCCAAUACUUCCACUUCUGCAGCAUCCGGGAUAUUUCCAUUGAGUUGCAGCUCCACUUUAACUCCUGCAGUGGCCAUGGCCUCUGGGGUCCAAUCUCUGACCUCUACCACCAAGAGUGUUCAGGAGAAAAUUGUGAUCAACACCACUGCUCCACUUGCCCCUGGAACUCAGCUCCUGAUCAAUAACACAAGAUUUGUUGUACCUUCUCCAGGCCUUGCCCCUGGCAGCCAUGUUCUGCUUAUCUCCAACUCUUGUCCUGGAGGAUUGCAAGGGUCAAAUCCUGCUAGUCUUCACAGUUUGUUAGGAUCGAAUCCUGUUGGUUCUCAAAGAUGGCAAGAUCAAAGUUCUGUUGGUCCAGGAGGACUGCAAGGGCCAAGUUCUGUAGGUCCAGGAGGAUUGCAAGGGCUAAGUAGUGCUGGUCCUCGAGGAUUGCAAGGGUCAAAUCCUGCUGGUCCUGAAAGAUUGCAAGGGCAGAGUAUCGCCAGUCCUGGAGGAUUGCAAGUCCAAAGUCCUGCUUCCACUUUUCCUAGAGGUCCAAGCAAUUCAGCUACUCACACGGUUCCUUCAGUCGUACAAGGUGUGAGAUUGGUAUCACCGGUCAGGCUACCCUUGGCAAAAGUUGGACCUUCUGAUCAACUUCGUCAGCAACUGAGCACCAGAACCCCAUUGAAUGUGUCUGGUCCUACUACUCUCUCACAAGUAUCUCAAGCUUUGCAUCCUGGUGUAUCUUCAGACAUUGUGAGACUUCCUAUCUUUCAAACCUCCAAUGUCUCAAUGACAGCAUCACAAGGUACGACUGGUUGUCCCAAAGAAAAAUCUCUUUCCCAAAGUGGUUUACUAAACACAACUUCUCCAAUGCUCCUUCAAGGAAGACUAUCCCAAACUAAAGAUUCGCCAGCCAUACCACCAGCAAAAGCUGUGAUUCCAAGGCAUUCACCAAUGGUAACUGUACCACCCAUGAACAGCACAAUAUCACGGAUACAUAAACUUCCCGUUGCAACUGUUCCACCAAUCGGUGGUGCAAACAGUGCCAGUCCAGCCACUCCCAUUGCAACCGUACCUCCGUCUAUGAGCACGGUCAUAAUGACAUCUUGUCCACCUAUCAGAGCUGUGCAGCCUGGGACAAUUGGAAAGCCUGUUAUUUUACCCCAGCAGUCGCAAGGUAAUAGCACGGUUCCUGUGCAAGUCUCCACUCCUGCUAAACUCUUGUUGAGCCCAGAUGGUGCUGUCCUAAACAUCAUUCAAGCCUCAGCCUCAAGCUUGCAAGUAUUGGCAAAGCCAGUGUCCGCUCAAGUAGUCAGUUCCUCCUCAAGUAGCGUUACUGUACCUAUUUUAAACACAAGUGAUCCACUGACAAAACCAGAUACCUUGGGGAGACCCAAUCACUGAAAUGGUUCUGAGGUCUUGAUGUGAUUACAAAGGUCUGUUUAAUGUUUGGGCUUUUGUUGAAAACAAGUGAGCUUCCAUUGGUUCCAUAUCUCCCCAUGUUGAGAGGCUGAAUACUAAAUACCUAAAUACAUUUUUUUGUGAAUUUUGUUCUUUACAAUACAAAUUGAGGGGGAAUUGGUUAUCCUUAGAGUUGUAAAUAAAAUUGGUUUCGCAAAGAGAAAUUUGGACAUUUUAAAUGGCCAGUAAUGUACAUAACAGUAUUUGUUUGGCUGACUCUUUUCUACUCCAUUUGUAUGCAAAGGUUUAAAUGUUUUGUAGCAUUUUCCAUUAAAAAUUAUUAAUAUUCUGUAGAACAGUCUUCAGUCGAUUUAAGAGUAUGUCUGGGUGAUCUCAAGUCUGCGUUAGUGCAUUCAGGCAUAGGUUAAGCAUUAUCAGACGUCAUCUGAUAACAGUUUGGUUUGGUGUUUCAUAUAUAUUCAUGAAAAUAAACUUGGCAUAUUUAUGACUGAAGGAAAA